GAAUACACUGCAAACCUUUUAACCGGCGAUAACACUCACCACGGAAGCAGUUUUAGCUUUACGAGCGUGCCGAAAAACGAAAAAUUCCGUGAGAAAAUGACGUGCCUAAAUUUGAGAUCUUGGAAUACUUGAUGACUAUUAUAUUAUACCUACUUUAUCAAGAUUCCUACCGAAGGAACAAAAUGAACUGAUGUUUAAAUAACUACGCACAAAGUUAAAUUAGAAAAUGUUGUAUGGAUUCUACCUAUUUAUGAUAUAAAUUUAUCCAAUAUGCUUUCUUGGAAGGCUGUGUUAAUGUUUACAUAUAUUGUUGUGUCUGGAAAAGAUACUGGAGUGAUAUUGACGGGUGAAGAGGCAGGCAUAGAUUACUCUGACUUGGCUGCUGAGGCAGAGAGACACAAGAACGAUAUAUUGAACUUUUUGAAUCAAACGCGAGUGCGCGAACAGUACAAAGCUAUGUUUGAAUUCCUGCUUGAUAAAUUGACUGGUGGUAGCACUACUAAUCGCAGAGGCUCAACCCGGCGUAUCGUGUCUGGCCGAAAUACAUCAAUAGCGGCGGUUCCGUGGCAGGUGUCGCUCCGGGAGAAGACAUAUCCGAUAUGCGGAGGCUCGGUCGCCACUGACAUCUGGCUGCUCACCGCCGCCCACUGUUUACUGAGAGCUCGUUCGAAUGAGCUGAGCGUCCGUCUCGGCUCCUCGUGGAAGUCGCACGGAGGUGAAAUGUACGACGUCAAAGAAUACUACGUCCACCCUCGGUACGUCAGCAAGAGCAAAGUCAACGAUGUGGGGCUGGUCAGACUGUAUUCGCCUCUGAGGUUCUCGGCGAGGGUGCUGCCCAUAAGGUUGGUGGCUAAGGAGGCAAGACUGCCGGCUGACGAGCUGGCUAUCGUCUCCGGCUGGGGGAAAUUAAAGGAAGGAGGUCCUAGCGCCACUUAUCUCCAGUCAUCCACGGUGAAGACGAUUGCAAUGAAGCUGUGCCAGCGAUCUGGGCUUGAUAGGAAAGCCAUUGACCCUGCCUCCAUGUUUUGUGCUGGCUACUUCGAGCAACCGUCACCUGACGCUUGCCAAGGCGAUAGCGGUGGUCCGUUGGUAAGGAACGGCGUCCUGAUCGGAGUGGUGUCGUGGGGACUAGGCUGCGCCAGGGGCAAUUUUCCCGGCGUGUACACUAGGCUCUCGCAUCCCAUCAUAUGGGACUGGGUACAUGGACACCUCACUAGGAGGGAUAACAACUCUGUUAUAUAACAAAUAAAUUAUUAUGUAAAUACUAUUUUAAUAAAAUUUAAUGAA
Messenger RNA from Galleria mellonella (greater wax moth), 1287 nucleotides. RefSeq names its product trypsin delta-like. The record is from RefSeq and is a predicted model, not a curated record. The coding region runs from base 271 to 1242 and encodes 323 amino acids. NCBI's taxonomy places the organism in Eukaryota, Metazoa, Arthropoda, Insecta, Lepidoptera, Pyralidae. The transcript has 6 exons. Gene Ontology annotation, biological process: proteolysis. Gene Ontology annotation, molecular function: serine-type endopeptidase activity.